AUGGCCUUCAAUCAAUUGCAACCUGCAUUCUGGUGCCGAUACGUGGAUGACACCUUUGUUACAACUGAACGGAACAGACUAGCAGAUUUCCAAAACUUGCUUGACGGCAUCUUCACCCACAUCCAAUUCCCAAGGCAAGAAGAGAAUACCACGACAGAGACGCAGGCCAUUGUCCUAGGGCCACACGGCAUAACGUCAGGGACGCAUGUCGAGACGAUAUGGGAAACGUCGUCAGCGCGACCACAACCAAUCCCGAAUGCUAUCCCCUACCCCUUCCCCCAUUUCCUCGCAGUUGUUCUACAUAACGAGCCAAUGCUUGCUGUUCUCUCUGACGAUGGCCUCCUGUACGAAACCGAGAGCUCAGGCUAA
Dibothriocephalus latus is the source of this 369-nucleotide messenger RNA. The record is from the annotation of a GenBank genome assembly. NCBI's taxonomy places the organism in Eukaryota, Metazoa, Platyhelminthes, Cestoda, Diphyllobothriidea, Diphyllobothriidae.